Molecule: messenger RNA, 3157 nt
Organism: Megalops cyprinoides (Indo-Pacific tarpon)
Lineage: Eukaryota; Metazoa; Chordata; Actinopteri; Elopiformes; Megalopidae
Gene: slc24a4b
Product: solute carrier family 24 member 4b
Exons: 17
Coding region: 883-2718 (611 amino acids)
Biological process (GO): intracellular calcium ion homeostasis; calcium ion transmembrane transport
Cellular component (GO): membrane
Molecular function (GO): calcium, potassium:sodium antiporter activity; calcium channel activity
Source: RefSeq, a predicted model, not a curated record
GCGCCGCGAGAGACAGUUCUUUCCUACCACGAGUGAACGAUGUACAAAUACGCUACCACGGGUUCAAGGUGGACCUAACUCGCUUCCCUUGUGACAGGGGGGAGAAUAUGAUCUACUGCCGCAAAAUAUCACGUGUCCGCGCAUGACACCUCGGAAAACUUAGUUGAAUCAGGACGAGCAAUUUUACCAUACAGACCAUCAAACGUACCCUGGAUGGCAUCGGAGACUCAGGAGUGCGUAAUUUUCCCAUCAGCACAACCAAUAUUCUGUUCUGGGAACCUGGAUGGAGGAGAGGGGAAGCAUCGGAACAAGCGAAUGUCAUGACUGUACUAUGCGAACACAACAAUUAAUCGAAUGGAUUCUAAUUAAUAUUUAGCGUUAUAAGGAACAUCUAGUGAGAAGACCAUAACUGUCUAAUGGGAAAAAAUCAAGAUAACACACAUUAGUUCAAAGUACGCAGAUUUACUGGUACGGGAUAUAUUGCUACGAAAAAAAAAACAGUGCAAACGAAAAUGUUUUAAUAAACCGAGGACACAGGUGGAUCAGAUAUCAACGGCGCAAUCUGAGGUUUGGGUUAGAAAUAAGAAAUUGAUUAAUACAUCGACAUUGUCCGAUUACCCUUCCUGUAAUUGUUUGCGGCGGGGACGGAAUUCUCUCCAGCUGUUGUAAUAGCCCAACAGCUGAACUGCAUCGUCUCGGCUGCAAAUGCAAACUAUUCGCUCGGCUUCCCCGUUCAAGAGCCCGGCCACUUGAAAUGAGGACCGCAUCCCCAGCCGGUUCUGUCUGAAGCGAACUGGGGCCAUUCCUGCGGUCUAUCCCAGCCUGCAGUAAACGAAGGACGAAAAGUAGAGGAGAGACGCUUCGUUGUUCGUCGCUGUGACCAUGGAGCCUGACACGAACCUGAGUGCGUCUAAAAAGACGGUGAUUGCAAAGAUUUUCAAAGUUCGCAAGAGGAGGGAGAUGCUUUUCGUGCAGGUCUGUUUUAUCUGCAGUGUCCUCUUCAUGGCGUGGUGCAUGUCAGCGCUUCUGACAAAGACAGGACAUGGGAUGACCCUGGAAGAGAGUCCAUGGGCGAGGGGGCAUUGGGGACGGAGGCUAAUGGCCAUGAUGAGUGACAAUGACACAGAGGAGAGGAACUGCACAGAGCCAGCGAUCCGCGAGUUCCCCGAUGAUCUCUUCUCCAACAGAGAGCGCAAACAGGGGGCUGUACUGCUGCACAUAUUUGCGGCUCUCUACAUGUUCCUGGCCCUUGCCAUCGUAUGCGACGACUACUUUGUGACGUCACUGGAGAAGAUCUGCGAGAAACUUGACCUGAGUGAGGACGUCGCUGGGGCUACGUUUAUGGCAGCGGGAAGCUCGGCUCCAGAACUCUUUGCCUCUAUAAUAGGUGUCUUCAUCACCCAUGGCGAUGUGGGAGUGGGCACAAUCGUUGGCUCGGCGGUCUUCAACAUCCUGUGCAUCAUUGGUGUGUGUGGCAUCUUUGCUGGGCAGGUGGUGCUGCUCACGUGGUGGUCAGUCUUCAGGGACUCCUUCUAUUAUACCCUGUCCGUGGUGGCUCUGAUAGCUUUCAUCUACGAUGAGCAGAUCUUGUGGUGGGAGAGCCUGGUGCUGGUGGUGAUGUACGCCGGAUACAUUCUGAUCAUGAAAUUUAAUGUGACCAUGCAGAAUUUCUUCACAGGGAAGGCAAACAAGAACGUUGCCAACGGUAACACCAUGAGCAGCGAGAUGGAGGAUGGUAAUGCUUGUUAUGACAAUAUUUGGGAUGACCCCUCAAUGCCAUUACUGUAUCCAGUGAAGCCCAGUAAGUCUUGCACUCGAGGCUCGGUGGUCAUGGUGGACGAGAUCAUGAGCUCCAGCCCGCCCAAGUUCCGCUUCCCAGAGGCCGGCCUUCGCGUCAUGAUCACCAACCACUUCGGCCCCAAGACCCGCCUCCGCAUGGCCAGUCGCCUCAUCAUCACGGAGCGGCAGAAGCUGGUCCAGGCUGCCAACGGGGUGGACAGCGUGGUGGUGGAUGGCAAGCCUGACAUCGAGAACGGGAAUGUCCCGGAGGACAAAGCGACCGAGGAGGAGGAGGGCGAGGUGUCCUCCCCCUUCAAGUUGCCAGGGGGCAUCAUGAACAAACUGAAGUGGCUCAUCUCCUGGCCUAUUCUGGUACUGCUGUACUUCACCGUGCCCAACUGCGCCAAGCCGCGCUGGGAGAAGUUCUUCAUGCUGGCCUUUCUCCUCUCCACGCUGUGGAUCGCCGUCUUCUCCUACUUGAUGGUGUGGAUGGUGACCAUAAUUGGCUACACUCUGGGAAUCCCGGACGUGAUCAUGGGUAUAACCUUCCUGGCAGCAGGCACCAGCGUUCCGGACUGUAUAGCCAGCCUCAUCGUUGCUCGACAAGGCCUUGGGGACAUGGCUGUUUCCAACACCAUCGGCAGCAAUGUUUUUGACAUCCUGGUUGGGCUGGGCCUGCCAUGGGCAAUACAGACCAUAGCUGUCAGCUGUGGCUCAAAGGUGCAGAUCAACAGCCGGGGGCUGCUGUACUCUGUUAUAUUACUGCUGGGCUCAGUGACUCUCACUGUUCUGGGGAUCCAUUUGAACAAGUGGAAGCUGGACUUCAAGCUGGGCAUGUAUGUGCUGGUGCUGUACGCCAUAUUCCUCUGCUUCUCCAUCAUGAUCGAGUACAACGUCUUCACCUUCGUCAACCUGCCCAUGUGCCAGGAGGAACUGUAGGCUAAGGCUCCGAAUUCGCUCUGCGGGCUGUAACCCAACCCCACCCCUCCCCGACCCUGCUCACUGUCCUCCCAGGCCCACUCUGCUCUCUCAUGCCAGUCCUGUCCCUCACUUUCAGUGUCUCCCCCAUUUAGCUUAUCCCUCGCACCUUCUCUUGGACAGGAAGAGUUUUGUUUGUCCCGCUGGAGCCUAUGGACUUGCAGGACGGGCUCUCCUCCCCCUACCCCCCUACUGAAACUCCACGAUUGAUAUAACUGGACCUUCACCACUUCCUCUUCUUCCGCCCCGGGGGACACAAACUUCUCCAUGGCAGCUCUCUUCUUCCCCGGGAACCCCCUCCCGACAAAGCCAGGCAGAUGAGCUGUCCACCUCAUUGUGGCUGUCUUGUGUGCAUCUCUCCAGCAGAGGGCGCUCUUGCCUCUGCACUCCACUGCUGCCC